UGUACAUUACAUCAAAAUUUGGGUACUCUCCAAAUUUCUCGCGACUUGCCAUAUGCGCCCAUCUACAUAACAGUACCUAUUGUUUUGGCAACAAUACAAUUAAUUCGACACAAAUCACCUACUGUAAACUGCAUCCGAAGAAAAAACAAACGGAGAGAUCUUGUCGAGAUGGCGACUCCUACGCCCCCUAAAAGUAUGUCUUCGAGACUGCUAACUAUGAAGUUCAUGCAAAGAGCCGUAGCUUCUCCCGCCUCUUCCUCUCCCACCACGCCAAAUUCAGACGAGCAGGCUUCAAAACGACGCAAGGUGGUACACAAUCCUACGAGAAGCGACGGUCCAAAUUCGAUUGCACAGAUAGACCAGGCCGCGGUACAGGCCGCUAUUGCUGAGGAAGAGAGGAAACGACAGGAGGCGUUGGUACAACACGCCGCGGAGCUUGGGGAUGCGCGUUGGGUUCUUGAUAUAGGAGACAAGGCCGCAGAAUCUCACAGUGAAAUCCAAACACCUCUAAAUGUGGUUCAAGUUGGCUUCGCUCAGAUUGACUCCCAAAUUGACCCUUCUGAUGCUGUUGGUCUUGAUGAUACCGAUUCAGCUGACACCUCAUACGCCAGAACAAUGGUGAGACGGUACAACAUGGAGAACAAAAAGACAGUAAAGGACGACGAGACCGGGAGCGAUGAUUCCGACUCUGACUCUGACUCCGAUUCAUCCUCACAAGGCAAUGAGGCAAGGCGGAAAUCGUACGGCCAAAGACCAGAAGCGCGUCCAAUUCCUUCUCGGCCGGCCUUGAAAACGAAGAAAAGUGUCGAGUGGUCUAAGGCUAAGCAAUUUGCUGAGGCACGGAGAAAGAAGGACGUCAAGUUGAAUAGCCCCAGAACACCUUCUACGUCCGGCGGUUUGUUAUCAAUCUCCUCGGGAGGCGGCACCUCACUUCGCCAACCCUCAAGCUUUACCUGUCACCGUUGUGGCAAGCCUGGUCAUAGGGCCGCGGAGUGUCCCAAGCGGUCAACACGCUGAUUCAUGUACGAUGAGCAGGUAGUUAUCUGCCAGCCUUUUGAACAGUGUGAUAAUAGGCUAAGCUUAGAUUCUAUACGUACCUAGCUAUGCUCAUGGGAAUUAGGCAAGUGUGCCAUUGAAGCACAUCCAUGGAUACCUCCCAUACACCCGCUUUCAUGCGAAUUUACGCCUUGCAGAACUUUGCAUUGAUCCGGAUCACCUGAUCAAAAUGUGACCUCCCCCCCUUGUGAGCAACCCUUUAGGGACACAAAAUAGAAAGCUAUAUUCCGAAUUGCGAGAUGGCUUCACGUAAGUGUCUUCUAGGGACAACUAAUGAGAACCUUCCUAGAUAUCUAGGUACGCAUGGGGCUAUGAACCUGAUUAGUGAACAUCGCUAUCAGGCACUUUGUGAUCCUUGCUUGAGGCUAACUCUUACUUGAGGGCAUACUUUUUUGUUCCCGCCACACACUUAAUCCUCCCAGAUAUAAUACAGCACGUGUCAGUUUCUAGGCUACAUAGUCUACGUAGAGGUGAAGGGAGUUUGAGUCUAGACACUCGGCACAGCGACCUCUGAGAUGACUGGAGCCCGAGUACUUCGGCUCCUAUUCCGGUCCGCUCCGCUUACGCCCUAACCAACCCGUCAACGCCACCCAGUCAUUUUCCUAUAUAUUGCUUAACCUACAUAUCUAAUAAACUCCUAUUCGUCCGCAUAGCGGCAUGAGUAGAACUGUACGCAGGCCGUGGUGUA
Annulohypoxylon truncatum is the source of this 1744-nucleotide messenger RNA. RefSeq lists its product as uncharacterized. The transcript has 2 exons. Gene Ontology annotation, molecular function: nucleic acid binding; zinc ion binding. The record is from RefSeq and is a predicted model, not a curated record. Lineage: Eukaryota; Fungi; Ascomycota; Sordariomycetes; Xylariales; Hypoxylaceae. The coding region runs from base 169 to 1017 and encodes 282 amino acids.